CAUUCUCCACUCUGAACGAUGGAUUUCGAUGACUUCGUGGUGGGAGGUGGGAACAAGCUUAUAAGUCAACGCAAUUCCACUUGAUAGCCCAAUACUCGUUAAACAGUUAAUAUAGUGAAACUUGUAAUUAAAUGCCUGACGAACUUUCGAGCUUUUGAGUGUCACAGUGAACUGUGAUUAGUGUGCUGUGAAUUUCCAUGAAACUUACUCCCAAAUUUAUUUUACAAAGCUGGUAAAAAAUAUUUGUGAAAAGUGUAUCCAUAUUGCACUGGAGAGGAGAAUUAUUUCGUGGAGAAUUAUCUGUAAUCAGAGAUCCAUGAAGCAGAGAAUUAUGAGGAAGAAGUGCACGAGCUUGAGAUUGUUGAUACUUGCUGUGUUCUCAUUGACGACGAUACACAAUGUUUGGGGUGCACAUCAGCCACUAUCUGCCAUGUACUAUGCUGAUAGCUUGGUGGAAGACAGUGAGAAUCUUCUUUUGCUGCAAAGGUUAAAGCAGAUUGCUGCCCUGGAGCACAAGAUUCUGGAGGAAGAACGCGAAUUAACGGAGGCGGAAUUUGAUCUUCGCGCAAUUUUCGAAGAAAAAAUGAGGAAUCGUAGGCCCAUCGGGAGUGAAUCAUUUGACGAGGAGCCGGAAAAAUUACCAAUUCCCAGUGCCGUUGUUCAUGCACCAUCAGGACACACCGGAAAACGUACGAGCUAUAUGGGUUUGUGUCACUUCAAGAUCUGCAAUAUGGGACGCAAACGUCAAUUAUGAAGUAGCACACGUCAGAAGUGCUGAUUUCUUAUUGGAGUUCUUCAUUCGCGCCUUUCGUCACUUGUAACAAACAUGUUUUUUUCAUCGGACUCUAAUGGAAAUUCAAUUUCAAUCGUUCCACCGUUAUUGCUUUAUUUUUGUACUGAUAAUAGUGUUGGUUAAUAAUCGAGGGUGCGGGAAGAGGCAUGUUCACUUUUAGUAUUUAACAGUAUCUUGUCUUAAUACAUAGUUUAUUAUUUGUUUUAUGAAAAUCCAAUGAUUACCCACCGAUGGAGCAGAUGUAUUCGGGUGAUUGAAAUCCCAUCGAGUCAUUGAAAUUUGACGUAUUUAUUUCAUCGAUAGGUUUACGAGGAAGGGCUUGGGGUAAAACUCAUUCUUGAAUUUAUUCGGCAGCAAAAAAAUUGUCAUUUCUUCUCAUUAACCAACUCAUUUUUUUUUCGGGAAUCAAGAAAUUAUUUUUAUUUCUCCA
This is a messenger RNA of Fopius arisanus, 1223 nucleotides long. RefSeq names its product CNMamide (gene CNMa). The transcript is spliced from 4 exons. The coding region runs from base 317 to 754 and encodes 145 amino acids. NCBI's taxonomy places the organism in Eukaryota, Metazoa, Arthropoda, Insecta, Hymenoptera, Braconidae. The record is from RefSeq and is a predicted model, not a curated record.